Messenger RNA from Macrosteles quadrilineatus (aster leafhopper), 6142 nucleotides. Its product is annotated as CD109 antigen-like. NCBI's taxonomy places the organism in Eukaryota, Metazoa, Arthropoda, Insecta, Hemiptera, Cicadellidae. The record is from RefSeq and is a predicted model, not a curated record. Bases 143 to 4606 code for a protein of 1487 amino acids. Gene Ontology annotation, cellular component: extracellular region. Gene Ontology annotation, molecular function: endopeptidase inhibitor activity. The transcript has 29 exons.
UAACAGAUCUACUUUUACACUACGCGCUACAGUAUAGUACAGUGUUACACUCUGUUAGUGUUAGUGUUGGUAUCACUGGUGCGGGUGUUAGGUUAGUUGUGUGCGACUCUGUUGGUAAACACUGGUUUUGGAUCCGAUCAAGAUGAGCCGUGAAGGGCUGCAAGCCCUGAUUCUGCUCAGCGCUCUAGCCCAUGCAAACUCUGCGGGAUUCUACACGGUGGUGGCCCCAAGAGUUCUGCGCCCCAACACUGAGUUCCAUGUAGCUGUGGGGACAGUGGGGGUUGGACAGCCCACCACAGUCAAGGUGGACGUCGGGGGCAAACAAGACAGCGGAGGCACCUUCCACAUCAGUCAGUUCAUCACAGUCCCUCCCUACGAGAACAGGAUUGUCAAGCUGGAUAUUGGUGACAUAGGUGCAGGUCAGUACAACAUCACUGCGCAAGGGUCAGGAGGUCUUGAGUUCUACAACUCAACCACUCUCCAGUUCAUUCACAAGAGUUACUCUGUCUUCAUUCAGACAGACAAAGCCAUUUACAAGCCUGGCAACAAGGUGUUGUUCCGAGCCGUUGUACUUGACUCUCACCUCAAGCCUAGUGUCAGUCAGCCGUUGGAUAUCCACAUCACUGAUGGCGCUGGUAACAGAGUAAAGCAAUGGCUGCAAGUGUACGUGACGAGGGGAGUCUACUCCGGAGAGUUGGAACUUUCCUCCUCUCCCGUCCUCGGAGAUUGGAACAUCUCCGUGUCCGUGGCUGGCCAGUCCUUCUCCCAGAGUUUCCAGGUGGCGGAAUACAUCCUACCCAAGUUUGAGGUCACCGUAGACGUGCCCAAACACGCCACAUUCAAAGACUCUAGAGUGGUCGCCACUGUGCGAGCCAAGUAUACUUACGGCAAACAAGUGAAAGGAGAAGCCACGAUCAGUGCUUACCCAGCCUACUUCUCCUCUGUUCUGCAGCCCAUCUUCACGGCUCCUGUGCGCAAGGUGGUGAAUAUUGACGGAAAAGCAGUGGUUGAGUUUGACAUUGUAAAGGAGUUGAGAUUGACUGAUGAGUAUGAGAGAGCCGUACAGUUUGACGUGGCUGUAGAGGAAGCUCUGACAGGCCGCAGACAGAACGCUAGUGCUCAAGUGAUGCUGCAUAAACACAAAUACAAACUGGAACUCAUCAAGACUUCAGCCUACUUCAAGCCUGGACUCAAGUACACUGCUUUUAUUAAACUGACUCAUCAUGAUGGAUCACCAGUCCAGGAUAGAACCAACCCAGUCAAGGUGAGGUGGGGUUUCUCCUACGACCAGGACAGCUACAACGAGACAGAGUACAUGCUGAACAACAGCGGCCUGAUAGAGCUCAUCUUCUACCCCCCUGUCAACAACGUCACCAACCUCGGCAUCGAGGCCCAGUACCUGGACGUCAAAGAAUGGUUUUCAACUGUAUCAGCUGCUAUGUCACCGAGCAACACGUUUAUUCAAGCCAUCGUCAAAACUGAGAAACCAAUGGUGAAUGAAGAUGUGGAGAUUGAAGUUAACUCAACAGUGCCGCUGAAGUAUGUCAGUUACCAAGUUUUGGGCCGAGGAGACGUCAUCACAGCUGCAACUGUCCCUAUCUCACGAGAGGAGACCACCACGACCUGGAGGUUCCUAGCCACGUAUGCGAUGGCUCCAGUAGCGCAUGUGAUUGUACAGUAUCUGAGAGAUGAUGGCGAAGUUGUAGCUGACGCUUUGGACAUUGAGUUAGAGGGAGUGCUGCAAAACUUUGUUGAUGUUAGAAUAAAUCCCUCGGAAACGGAACCUGGUGCGUCAGUAGAGCUGAAUCUUGAGGCCAAACCCAACUCUUACAUCGGACUGUUGGGAGUGGACCAGAGUGUGACCUUGCUCAAAACUGGCAAUGACAUUGAAUAUGAACAUGUUCUGCAAGAGAUGAGGUCGUACGAUGCCAGUGACUCGUCCCAGUUUCUGCCGCAGUUUGACAACUUGAGGCAGCGAAGGUCUCUGUUUUGGUGGCCUGGAUCACUCACUGCUCAAGAGUCAUUUGAGAAAUCUGGAGCUGUUAUAUUGACAAACGGCUACGUCUUUGAACACUUCCCAUGGCGGAGCUAUAGCGGGCGGGAAGACGGUCUGAGGGCAUACAACCGACCGGCAAACCGUCCUAUACCACUGCCCGGUUCCCCCACAUUCAAGUCUGACCUGGGCCCCGCUGUGGUGUACCGACCGGUCACCAGGCCUCCGUUGGCGGGGCCUUACGCAUUCUCCCGCAUCCCCCCACCGCAUUGGACCGGCCCCCACAUACAUCUACCGCAUGACAUUGCCAACACUUGGUUGUUUGCCAAUAUCUCUUCUGGGACCAAUGGACGAGUAGCUCUGCGAAAAACAGUUCCUGACACUAUCACAUCCUGGAUGAUUACAGCGUUCUCUGUGGAUGGACUCUAUGGUCUGGGACUGUUAGAUCGACCAAGAAAGCUGCGAGUGUUCAGACCCUUCUUCCUCUCCCUGGAUUUGCCGUACUCUGUGAUCCGAGGUGAGAUUGUUGCGAUCCCCGUGGUCGUGUUCAAUUACAUGGACAGAGACGUGGAUGCGGAGGUCACUAUGGAAAGCUCAGAUCAGUUCGCAUUUGCUGAUGACUCCAACGAUGUCAAUGACGUCCCAUCCAAGGUGCGAGACAGGUAUCGUAAGAAGCGCUUCCGGGUGAGAGCCAAUGACGGAGCUAACACAGCUUUUAUGAUCACUCCAAAGGAGAUUGGCUACAUCAGCAUCAAGGUGACAGCGACCAGCGCAGUAGCUGGUGACACUGUGGAGAGGAAACUGCUGGUCAAGCCUGAAGGAGAGACACAAUACAAGAACAAGGCUGUAUUCAUUGACUUGAGGAACAGCAAUACAUUCAACCAGAACAUCACCCUGGAUAUGCCAGCUUACAUCGUGCCUGGCAGCGAACGGAUAGAGGUUUCAGCAGUGGGAGACAUUCUUGGACCUUCCAUCCCUAACUUGGCUAACCUGAUCAAGAUGCCGUUUGGGUGCGGAGAACAGAACAUGCUAAACUUCGUCCCCAACAUUGUCAUCAUUGAAUACCUCAAGAAUACACAACAGUUGACCCAGGCUGUAGAGAACCUUGCAUUGAGAUAUUUGGAGAAAGGAUACCAGCAGGAGUUGACCUACAGACAUGAGGACGGAUCUUUCAGUGCCUUUGGAAAAAGUGAUCCUAGCGGCAGUACUUGGUUGACAGCGUUUGUGGCCAAGUCGUUCCGCCAGGCACAGCCUUACAUCUCCGUGGAGGAGCAGGUGAUCAUGGAUGCUCUGCAGUGGUUGUCUGACCAUCAGGCAGCCAACGGGAGCUUCCCUGAGGUGGGCACUGUGAGCCACAGAGCCAUGCAGGGCGGCGCAGCCAACGGUCUGGCACUCACAGCCUACACACUCACUGCCUUCCUGGAGAACACAAGAUCCACAUCCCAGUUCCGUAAUACCAUCAACAAAGCCAUUGACUACAUUGUACGCAACCUGGACGGUCUAGAGGACACUUACUCACUGGCUAUAUGCUCAUACGCUCUGCAUCUGGCUCAGCAUCCUACUGGACGUACUGCCUUCAACCUGCUGGAGACCAAGGCUGAAUCAAAAGACGACAUGAAGUGGUUCAAACAUGCAGCCAGCAGCGAGAUGGACAAGAAGAACCCUUACAUAGAUGAGCCGAACUCUCCUGAUGUGGAGAUGACUGCUUACACACUCCUAACAUACCUACAGAAGGGACUGGUACAAGAUGGGCUGCCUAUCAUGCGAUGGCUAGUGAGUCAACAGAACAACGGAGGUGGCUUUGCCUCCACACAGGACACUGUGGUGGCACUUGCGGCAUUAGCAAAACUGGCAGAACAAAUUAUCUCUCGCAACAAUGAUGUCUCGGUUCAGUUCUUCUACCGCCAAGGAGUGGCUGCAACUAUAAAUGUAAACAGGGCAAAUUCCAUGAUUCUACAAAAGCAAGAGCUGCCUAGCAAGGUGCGGGAGGUGCAGAUCAAUGCUCAGGGCUCUGGCUUUGUGAUUGCACAAAUCUCGUACCAGUACAACGUGAACGUGACGGCUCCGUGGCCUCGGUUCACUCUAGACCCUCAAGUGGACAAGAACUCUGACAAGAACCACCUUCAGCUCUCCAUCUGCUCUGGGUUUGUACCAGGACGAGAUGGCAACGAGAGCAACAUGGCUGUGAUGGAGGUUAGUCUUCCGUCUGGUUUCACAGUGGACCCGGACGCUCUACCAAGUCUGCAAAACUCCAACAGUGUCAAGCGAGUGGAGACUAAGGACGGUGACUCGGUCGUCAUGUUGUACUUUGACAAGAUGACUGUCAAAGAACUAUGUCCUACUGUGCGAGCCUACAGGACCCACAAAGUGGCCAAUCAGAAGCCAGUGCCUGUCACAGUCUACGACUACUAUGACCAAACACGACGAGCCCGUCAGUUUUAUGCGCCGAGGGUGGCAACACUGUGCGACAUUUGUGAAGGCGAGGACUGUGAGAAGGUGUGCACGAGUCGGCCGGACCUGCGUGAGGGGAAGGAGGAGAAGGGAGCUGCGGCACACACAGCUGCAGCUGUUGUAACUCUCUUCAUCUGCACAUUGCUGCACAGGUGGCUCUAGUCACACCAAAGACUUACAUUGACUGAACAUCCAUUGUACUCAAUACAGCCCUAACAUACAUCAUGUAGUAACAGUUACAGUAGACUCCCUCUAGUUGAGAAACCUCAGGACCUGACCCUUUCCGAACCAUCAGAGGUCGAAGCAGAAAUUAAUGGAUGUGUUUAAACGCACCACGUGUAACCGUACAACAUUACAAUAAUAAUAAGGGAAAAUAAAAUAAGUCAGACAGAUUUUGGAACCAUCCAAAGUGGAUACCAAAUGUAUCAGCACUAGAGUUAGUCUACUGUUCUGUCAAAAAGCCUUAGAAUGAUUUUAACUUGAAUAUCAUUAUGUUGUGCAUAUCUUUGUUGUAGAUUUAGAAUAUUUAACUAUUUUUAAAAGUAAUUGCAGUAUAAUAAAAGUAAGCAAGGAAUGCCUGAGUAAAAUGGUAGUUAAAACUAGUAGUUUAUCAUGGAAAAUUUCUCAAUACCUGAAGCGUCUUAUCAGAUUAAUGAAACAAAAUAUUUAUCCAUUUGAUUGAUUCAAAUCUAGCCAAAAAUUGAAACACGUGUAAUGUGUUCAUUGGAAUCCAUACGUAUAGGCAGGUCGAGAUCACCAUGAUUAGUUUUAUAGCAAGAAUAAUAAAAACUAAUUUUGAAAAAUCAAUUGUCUAACAACAAGUAGACACUGUUUUAGCACAUGAACAAACUGUUGAAUUAAAAGGUUUUGUUUUACACUGUUAACGUUUAUUGUUAAGUUUUAGUAAUAGCAUGUACAUAGUUAAUUUUAUUAGUUGUAGAACAACAAUAACUGUUAAAACAUUAACUUGUUAGAUGUAUCUGUAUUGUGAUUCGUUUGUGUUUUUUAUUACUUUAAAUAUUUUUACUUUAAUAUCCGCAUUCCUAAUUGAUGUUCUUAAGUAUUAAACUUUAGUUUGUAUCCUUGAUGAUUUGUUUUUAAAGUAUACAAGUUAUGUACCAAAGUAUAUAGUUAUUGGACUUUAUGAAAUAGAUGAAUCUAGUUAAUUCCCUUUUUUUAUUUUGAAGAUGCAAUUUUUUUCAAAAGCUUCUUAUGGAUCAAAUAUGAAAUGUUAACCGAUUAGUUUUGAACUAUCUAGUAAUCUGGUCUUUAAAAAUCUUGCCUUAACUUACUAAUAAUGCAAUUUUUUUUAAUAAUAAUUACUUAAUUGUUUUGUACUUGUAAGCUGUAACCCUCAAUUUGUUGAGGGAAGUGAGCUGAUCUAGAGGCAGAGCGUGGGACUUUGGUCCCAGUUUCAAAUCCCACCAAAUCACCAAUGGAUUUUAUCUAAGUUAUAAUGCCGCAAGCCCUAGGUCUAGCCUGAAGUAAUCUGAAAGACUAUCCUAGGACAAAAAAACCUUUAUUUGCUUGCUAUCCUAACUCAAACAAAAAACAUUAGUAAAAUAAUGCAACACAUUACCUGGAUUGACUUAACUGAAAAGACUGUAACAUACAAAUGCUAAUAAUAGUUUUAAGGAUUUAUCCAUGUAAAGUUAAGAUAGUAAAGAAAUAAAUCAACUAUAAUCACAUAAUAGUGUU